AUGUAUAGCAAGACACCGUGUGUUUUAGGGAUGCCGUAUGAGGCUGCAGGGGCCGUACUGUGCAACAACCCGUAUCGCUCACAGGCUCUUUCCUGGUACCGAAAGUUUCUUAAAGCGGCUUUCACGGUACCAUGGGAGACGGACGACGAUGCGUUGUAUGUGAUGGAGGAGUCAAGGCGGCUGUUUCGUCAAAAUGCUCGACUUACCGACGUGGAAAUGAUACAGCGGAAGCUGCGUGAGGCGGAAAUGCGCUACGAGCUUGGAGUGCAUUAUCGCAUUCCAUACCCCCGACCCGUUCACAAAAUGCAGGGAUCCUUGCAGGAAAGUGGCGUGCCCUACGCGGCGGACCUCGAUUCUAUGUAUGACCAUCCAGUGAACCCACGGACUGGGAGGAUUUCAGAGGGAAGCGCGAACUACGGCGUGAUGGGCGGCGUGGACAACUCCAACGAGUUGUUGGAGGGUGAGAUGGGGGCUGACGCUGAGGACUUUAGUAAAUGA
Molecule: messenger RNA, 498 nt
Organism: Trypanosoma brucei brucei TREU927
Lineage: Eukaryota; Euglenozoa; Kinetoplastea; Trypanosomatida; Trypanosomatidae
Exons: 1
Coding region: 1-498 (165 amino acids)
Cellular component (GO): mitochondrion
Source: RefSeq, a predicted model, not a curated record